GGGCAUGGAGGAGCGGCGGGCUCGGAGCCGCGCCCCGGAGUCCCCGAAACUUCCGAGCGGGCGCCCGUCCGCGUCGCUGCCGCCGCCGCUGAGCCUGCCGGCCUGAGAGCGGGACCAUGGAUGAAAGGUUCAACAAGUGGCUGCUGACGCCGGUGCUCACUCUCCUCUUCGUGGUCAUCAUGUACCAGUACGUGUCCCCCUCCUGCACCAGCUCCUGCGCCAACUUCGGGGAGCAGCCCCGCGCCGGGGAGGCCGGCCAGCCUGCCGCCCCGAGUCCCGCCCGCCGCGCACAGGCGCCGCUCGAGGACUGGGAGCGACGGCCCCAGCUGCCCCCGCCGCCCCGGGGGCCACCGGAGGGGCCCCGGGGGGCCGCGGCGCCGGAGGACGAGGACGAGGAGCCGGGGGACCCAGAGGAGGAGGAGGGGACGGAGGAGGAGGAAGAGGAGCCGGACCCCGAGGCCCCCGAGAACGGAUCCCUGCCCCGGUUCGUGCCGCGCUUUAACUUCACCCUGAAGGACCUGACCCGCUUCGUGGAUUUCAACAUCAAGGGGCGCGACGUGAUCGUGUUCCUGCACAUCCAGAAGACCGGGGGCACCACGUUCGGUCGGCACCUGGUAAAGAACAUCCGGCUGGAGCAGCCGUGUAGCUGCAAAGCCGGCCAGAAGAAGUGCACCUGCCACCGGCCGGGCAAGAAGGAGACGUGGCUCUUCUCCCGCUUCUCCACCGGCUGGAGCUGCGGGCUGCAUGCCGACUGGACGGAGCUCACCAACUGUGUGCCGGCCAUCAUGGAGAAGAAAGACUGUCUCCGCAACCACAGCCACACCAGGAAUUUCUAUUACAUCACCAUGUUGCGGGAUCCAGUGUCUCGAUACCUGAGCGAGUGGAAACACGUCCAGAGAGGGGCCACGUGGAAAACCUCCCUCCACAUGUGUGACGGGAGGAGCCCCACCCCCGACGAGCUGCCUACCUGCUACCCUGGGGACGACUGGUCUGGGGUCAGCCUGCGGGAGUUCAUGGACUGCACCUACAACCUGGCCAACAACCGCCAGGUGCGCAUGCUGGCCGACCUCAGCCUGGUGGGCUGCUACAACUUGACUUUCAUGAACGAGAGCGAGAGGAACGCCAUCCUGCUGCAGAGCGCCAAGAGCAACCUGAAGAACAUGGCUUUCUUCGGGCUCACAGAGUUCCAGAGGAAGACGCAGUUUCUCUUUGAGAGGACAUUCAACCUCAAGUUCAUCUCCCCCUUCACGCAGUUCAACAUCACACGGGCUUCCAACGUGGAGAUCAACGAGGGUGCCCGCCAGCGCAUCCAGGAGCUCAACUUCCUGGACAUGCAGCUUUACGAGUAUGCGAAGGAUCUCUUCCAGCAGCGUUACCACCGCACCAAGCAGCUAGAGCAUCAGAGGGACCGGCAAAAGAGACGCGAGGAGCGGCGGCUGCAGCGGGAGCACAGGGGCCGCCGGUGGCCCCCACAGGACGGGAACCCAGAGGGGGCCGUCACGGAGGACUACAACAGCCAGGUGGUGAGGUGGUGACCCCCUGCCCUCGCCAUGCGCAGGAGCGGGAGGAAGAGUGGGGGCACCACCCUACCUUGGAGAAGGUGGGGCCAUGCUGAGGACAUCUGGCUGUAGGUGGCUUGCCUUGGACACCUGCUUCCUCUCUGUCUUCACUUUUUUUCCAGCUGGAGAUGAUCUGUCUUGUUCUUUUUUUUCCUGAUGUUUUUCAAUCCGUGAUAUUAAGUAGGGUAGGAAUGCAUCCCAUAAUAGACCACAUUAGCAGGUCCAGGGGAGAAGCACCAAAAAGGAAAGAGUCCUUGGAAUCCUUUUCUUUUUGCAGCAGCAGCAGCAGCAUAGGUUGUGGUUUGGGCAACUGGAACCCACCAAGGCACACAUGAAAAGCCAGAUGAAGGCUUGGAUGUUCUGCUGAAACUGGUAUGUUCGUACUGUCUCUGUAAUGGAAAUACUGCUAUUUGAAGAGAGAGGAAAAGAAGGCUUUUUCAGCCCUUAGAUGAGGUUUAAUGCCACCUCUCUCUUGGCUGUGAGCGCCCAUCUUUGAUCUCGAUUUGAAUGUGGUUUAAAUCAUAAAUAGUGUAAUGUGUGUUGUUGUCAAGGUUGUUUUUCAACAAGGUCACCCUACGACUGACCGUGGCCGGAGACUCACGGCCCCUGCCUCUCAGCCCUGAGCCACGCUUCCGCCCCCAUCUUUUAGGGAUCAGUUAGUAGAUUCAAGACAGAUGUGUCCGUGGCCCCAGAAAAGUGAACACUGGUAGGGACAUUCAGGGGAAAACUUAUUAAGAAUGCCUGAGGACAUUACCUUUGACCGAGUUUUAUUUUCAGUGGAAAGAAUGAAUGCUAAAUUAAGGGAGAAAAAACACAGGGAUAACUCCUUGUCUAGCAUUCCCACCUGGCUACAGAACCUUGGUUUUCUAAGGACUGUUUCGGAGUUUUACCUCCUUGGAGCAGUCAUUUUCUUUGGUACGGUACUGCCAAGUUUGAAACUCUGCCAUCACUGAGGAAAAGGCAUUUGGCCUGAAGACUAGGAGCUUAGCUAGCAUGUAUACAAAGUAGGAGUCCAGAUCAUGAAAUAAAAAGGUAACUCUGAUUUAGGCCAUAGAACACAGUGGGGUGGUUAUCCUAGGAGUUUAGAAGGACUGCCUCCCAGCAUCUUGCAUCUCUCUAGCCUGAUCACUUUUUUCUCCUCAGAUGAUCCUUACCUGGCAUGAGAGGCGCCCUAACAGGCUAAAGCGUAUCAAAUAGGACCGAAAGAUGCUGCAUCACCAAGCACUUCUUUCGUUCCACCCUUUCCCCAAUUGCAGUGACGGUAACACAACGUUUUUGAAUAAUCGGGGGGAGGGGGACAUACAGCAGAGGGACUAGAAAACUCCUGCCUUGUAUUUAGUAGGCAAUCAGAGUGAGCAGAAAGUUUCACAACAGAUUGAUCUGAUCAAUCCCUUCAAGGAGCUGAAGGCAAAAUGAGUGAAACCCCUAAAUCAGAUUGAAAAGCCUAUUUCAUUGAUAGCCAACAUGUUUGAUGUUUAAGCCAGCUUUGCAUAAGCCACAUCUCAGCCUCCAGAAUACUCUCUGGGGUUAGAGUUAAUCAACCCACAAGCGUGCAUGGAGUGCUUGCCUGCACAGAGGGGAGAGGCGAGGUUCUGCAGCAAAAAGAGAGCCAGAGAAGAGGCCUCCAUACGGAUUACACUACCCGGGGCUUCCCAUGUCGUGGAGGAAAAGCGUGACUGGGGACCUCCCUGGUGCCAGGAACUCUGGGAGGCCCUUGUCCUUCCUCAGAUCUGUUCACAAGAAGGUAGAUACUAUUCGUCCCAACUUGAUAGAUGAGGAAAGUAAACCCACCGACAGUACGUAGCUUCCUCAUGGGUUGUGAGCUGGGUCUGGCCGACUGCAGAGGGCAAGCUCUUUUUGCUCCAUCACAUUUUCCAAAUCGGAUAAAAGCUUCCUGCCCAUCAUGCAAGAAGCCACCUGUUACUACUCUGAAGGGUCUGUCUCUACCCGCUGCGGGUGUGACCGCACCAGGCCAGCAGGGACCCAGAGCCACGUUGCCUUGGGCCAGUCCGGCCCCCUCCAAGUCACGGACCCAUGAAGGAGCUGAAAGAUGGAUGACUUUAGAAGCAGCUGUACUUUUUGAGCCAUAGAGGGCGUGAGUUAAAGGGGUCCAGUAAAUCGUCCUCGUUAGUUGGUAGACAUAAGGCUCACAAAAUACUAGUUUCCCUUCCUGAUGAUUUGUUCCUAAGGUAGCGGGGGAAGGGGACUUGCAGCUGGGACGAAUGAGCAUCCUUCUCUCUCUCCCCAUUUCCAUGUUAGGAUCUAAUGCCGCCUAGAAUGGCAGGGCUGCAAAUUACUGCUCUGCCUGCCACUGUGAAACACACACACACACACACACACAAAACACACAAAUAACAAUGCAGUGUUUUGCCAUGUGGAAAAUCAAAACAAGUUAGAAAGCGUUCAGAUUGUUUCUUUUCAACUCACUUUACAUUUCUGGCAGGGAAUUCAUGCAUUGCUGAGACUCAGAGGCAGCCCCUGCUCACUUCACACUGUUCCUCAGGCACCUCGGGAUUUAUAUCAAAAGGCUUUCUGCCGCCUUGCCGCUGAAGGCGUGAUGUAUGGGGCUCCACUGGAGACCCCGAUAUCAGGAUGUUCAGAGGAAAAAGCAUCGUUUUGUAUUGGCCCGAGGCCAGUGCUGAACAAAUUAAAAAGACCGACGCCAGCUUCCUCCCCUGUAUCAUUUCAUCCUAAAGCAGCACACUCGUCCUCUCCCCGGGGUCCUCUGUCGGUAGAAAUGAAGAGGUGGAAACACAGUUUGUUCUCUGAAAACUGACUGCACACCUACACCCCAAGGGAUGCUUGGGAGGGAUGUCGGCAGCAGGCGUCUGGGCCUUAGGGGCCACAGGAAGCCGGCAGCCUUGAGACCCCAAAUCAAAUCAACUGCAGAUUCGUUAACGUUAAAAGCCAAGAAGAGGCUAAAUAAAUAAAUAAAAGAAAAAGAAAAUUCGCUAAGAAGUUCCAUGUCCCAUCGACUUCUGCAACUCCCAAGGUAGGCCGUCAAUGGCAGCACCAGUAACCAGACUAGGAUGACAGGUGUGUGUUUCAAUUAUUAUGAAGGAAUAAGACACUAUAUAUUCUGUCUCCUUUCGAUCUCUGAACAACUUUCUCUCUCUCUCUUUUUUUUUUUUUUGUCCUUUUAGGGCAGCACCCGCAGGACAUGGAAAUUGCCAGGCCAUGGGUCAAAUUGAAGCUACAGCUAUUAGCCUACCCCACAACCGCAGCAACACAAGAUCCAAACCAAGCCUGCGAUCUACACCACAGCUCACAGCAAUGCUGUGGAUCCUUAACCCACUGAGCAAAGCCAGGGAUCGAACUCACAUCCUCAUGGAUUCUAGUCGGGUUUGCUACCACUGAGCCACGAUGGGAACACUGGGACAACGUACUCUUGACAAAGAGAGAAAACAUGCCCAGAGAAUUAUUUGAGCACUCUUUCUAGCAACUGAUAACAUUAGCAAUCAGGGUUAGGCGGCAGUCAAGGACAUCAUGUGUGUUAUUAAAAAUAUGUAUCAAGAUCCGUUCCUUAUCAUCUAAAGGAGGAAACUUUGCCAGACACAGUUCAAUCAAAGGUUUGAAAUCUGAGGACUUAGUCAAAGGUCUGACCUGAGAUGCUAUGAAUAUAAGGAGAAGAUCUACCAGGUAGGCCUAGCAAGGAGGUGACAAAAGAUCAUUCAAAAAUAACAUAAGGCCAUUCGGUAGGAUUCCCAUUUGGCUGCUUUAACAGAGAAACUCAAAAUAAAAGUAACUUCAAAAUACUGAAGCCAUUGCUUUCUCAUUUAAAGGACAAACUGGUCUGGGAUGUGACAUUACCAGAAUCCCAGGUUCUGUCAUUGCUCUUUCAUCCAAAGAUUCAGAUUCCAACUCAUGGUCCAAGAUGACUGCUGUGGCUCCUGCCCUCUCAUUUUUAAGACAGCCAAGAAGAAGUGGAGGAAAGUUGCAAUAUGGCACUUCCAGUCACAUCUCAUAGGCUAGAACUUAGCCAUUAGAUAUAUUUAGUCCAGGAAAUGUCAUCAUAAUUGGUUGCCGUGUGCCUUGAUAAAAAUAAGGGUUCUAUUAUUCAAGAAACAAUGUGAAAAUUAAUACUGAUCAAAACUAUCAGUCUCUGACACAAGAGGGAACUGAAAAAUAUUUCAAGUGCUUUUCAAUGCCAUCUAUAUCAUCAUCUCUUUUGCAAAGGCUGAGAUUCAAAUUCAUAACUUUGUAUGGUGUUUAAUGCUUUUCAAAACAUUUUUACAUCUGAUAUCUCAUUUGAUCUUCACUACCUUCUUGGAUGUGAAAUAGGACCGCUAUUCAUUAAUCCCAUUUGAUAGUUUGACAUAAGAGAUUCAAAGAUGUUGAAAGAAUUCCCAAAGAUUCUAGAUCAUUAACAAGCCAGUUGCUCAGAGCCCCAGUUUUUUGACUUCAUCUUUUCUAGCACCUUAUGCUGCUUGUCAUCAGUAUAUGAACUGGGAAUUGCGAGAAUAUGAAAUCUAGAUCUUUAUUGAUGUAUGUCUUCCCUCACCUUCCCAUGGACCAGCAGUGACUUACAAAAUGCCAAGGAGACGGCAGAGUUUGCUCGUGAUCUCCUGGCUCCAGGGAGGGAACUUCUUAUUCGGAGUGAAACCACUCAAGAGAUGCGCAUUACUGCAGGGAGAUCUCAAAUCACAAGCACCCAAACACCUCUGGUUAGAGAUCCAUCACGUCCAAUCCAAAACUAUUCAAGAUGAAGCCUGAGGGAAUAUGCCCAAAACUCCUUAGGGAAGCUCAGUGGUAGAACUCUUUAGAAUCAGUAGCAGCCUGAAUAGAGAAGCUGAAGGGGGUGGAGGAGAAUCAACACACCCCUCGAUCAAAAAAUCUCCCUUCCCCUCUAGUCUGCCCCAGGACCCUAGAAUUUUAUCAACAGUACACUCUUUUGGUUCUUAAAGAUGUUAUUUGGUGUUCAAUGAAUCCCUUUUGCACAUCUCCCUGGGAGAGGAGAUGCUUCAAGUUGUCACAAGGUAACAGCUUCGCAUGGAGGGUUUGUCUGAUUCCUCCCCAGCCCUGACCUGUAGCUGAGAAGUGCCUAUACCACAGGGUCAGGCAGAGGUAGGAAGUGGGGAGAGGUGGGGGUGUCUGGGAAGGAAGUAAGACUCCUGAUAGGGAAGCAGGCCUUUCAAAGGUGGAAAGAUGAGGAAUUAAAUGUGUGCCAGGGAGAAUGGAAAAGAAGAAAAGUGCCUACUGUAUAAUGUCUGUCUUCAAAAACAAGGGCAGAAUGGAGAUGUGUUUAACUCUGAUUCUUUUGGCCACUGAAAAUAUCAGGGAAAAGCAGGAGGCUCGUGAGACAGGACCAGACCAUUGAGAUGCUUUUAGGAACUGAAUUGGAGGUGGAGCAAAGAGAAAACGGGGUGGACGUGGGCAAAGAAUCCUCUGAUCUGAUCCCAGCUGUGUCUCUAAGGUUUUUCUUUUCCAUAGCCGUUGUGCCUCCAGUGGCCAGCAGAACUCCAGCGGAAGGUCUGCAGGUGGGUAUCAGGGCUGGCUGAGUCUGAGGGCUCUACUCCUCGGUGUCACCUUGGGGGAGCAUGCAAAGGUUCUUUCUCCAAGACACUUCCAGCUGUCCUUCUAAUCCUCUCCCUUCAUCUCCGCUGGACGUAAGCUUGCUCGCCCCUCGCCACAUUCACCUGGACGCAUCUGAACUGACUCCCUAAAACCUUGCAUUAGCCCUUCUGGACAAGUGGGUGGGUUCUGAGACCUGUGUGUUUUGUAGCCUAAAGGGAUGGAAUGCGCCUGGACCCAUCCUCACCUCACAUGGGCAGAGCCGACCUACCUUGCAGAGGUGCUGAGAUUUCCAGAGGGCUGGCCUCACUUUGAACACCAGCAACAUCUGCAAGACAAGAGCCCCCGAACUGCCAUGCCAGGACUUGAGGUCCCCUAACAGAACGACGAAGGAUCUGAGGACACAGAAGCACUGCUGUUUCUGGAGCCUGUGCUCUGAGCUGUUUACGGAAAAGGCUGCAACUGUCAGCCUCUGGCACAGGAGGCAGAGCCUCUGUGGGUUACACGUCCUGCGGCACAGUGGGAACUCAUCAGAGCCCCGGAUGUCGGAGCUGAAAAACAUCAGUUCUUGCUGGGGAAACUGUCUGACGGAGCAGAGUGUGUGUGAUUUCGUCAUUGUCACAUUUGUCUUCCAGCUUGUUAUUUUUUCAUUUUUUUAAUCAUUUAAUUUCUGUUCCUUUCUUCUUCCUCUGCCCCUCCCCGGAAGUACCUUCUGGGUUCUGCUUGCAUUAUUUUUCAUUUGACAUAUCAAAGAUGAAACAUGUUGACAAGAAAAACCUGGACUUUGGUGCCCCAUUUUAGAUGUAAAGAUAAGUUAUCCAAUAGGUAGUAACUUAUUUCUCCCAAGAGGUAUUUCUUUUGUUUCUGUGCAAUAAUAUGUAUGAACUUGAGUCCUAGGAACUUGUAUUGUGAGAUUAUCAACCUUUAUUGCUAUUUAAAAAUGAUAGUUUGUAGAACUGAGGAUUUCCAUUGAUGUGAAGCACAAUUUAAUGAGUAAGUGAACAUAUUAAACUGUUGUGAUGUCAGGAA
Sus scrofa (pig) is the source of this 8099-nucleotide messenger RNA. RefSeq names its product heparan sulfate 6-O-sulfotransferase 3 (gene HS6ST3). Gene Ontology annotation, molecular function: heparan sulfate 6-sulfotransferase activity. Lineage: Eukaryota; Metazoa; Chordata; Mammalia; Artiodactyla; Suidae. Gene Ontology annotation, cellular component: membrane. The record is from RefSeq and is a predicted model, not a curated record.